AUGCCAUCACAAGGGCUACCGCCUGAACGCUUAAGCUUUAAGGAAAGCCCUUUCUACACGAUAUUAGAGCCGCUUACCUCUACUGUGGAGUGUAAAAUCCGCGAACAGACUAGGGACAGUGUUGAGCUUAAAGUUGUUCUUACGCAGACUCUUAUUUCUCGGCUACAGGCUGAUCCUAAUGUUCGGAUAAUGGUCUAUUGUGCAGCAGACACCGGUCUCAACCAGUACACAAAGUCGGACAUUGCCUUUCCUCAUCAAGUUGAACUCAAAGCCAACCUGGAUGAGGUGAAAGCUAAUCUACGAGGAUUGAAAAAUAAACCUGGCACAACACAGCCUGCUGACGUGACCAAUUGCAUUCGCAAGAAGCCAGGUUAUGCAAAUAAUAUUGUUAUAACUUAUGCUCUGACACAAAAAGUAGUACUCUACGCCCCUCGCUCUCCUGGUUUGUUGGCUUACAAGAACAAGCUCCAACCUGGUCUUGCCCUGUUUGCUCUAAAGCGACAAGCUUUGAAUCUUUACAAAUUGACCAAUGAUGACGACUUGAUAGAGAUAAAGGAGCCCGCUAUUCCAACCGUCAAUCAAGAGACCUUCCCUAUCGAAAACUUAUCUCUGCAGCGAACUCCAGCUCAAUCGCGAGAGCCCUCAACAACAUCAUCCGCUACUCGUCCACCGAACAGCAAGCGCUCUGUAGCGCAGGUGAUUGACCUUACAGGCAGUGACGAUGAUGAAGAUGACCCGCCUGCGAGACCAGUGAAACGACCAGCAUUGAAUGUAUUCAGCCGCCCCUUGUCUCGGCAAGGCUUCCGCAAUCACUACAAUGGUGGUUCUGUAAAUGGAAAGACUGUCCCUUUUGCAAGUCAAACCAGCUCCGAAUCUCCCGGUCGAGCUGGUGGUUACGAUAAAUGA
Molecule: messenger RNA, 906 nt
Organism: Aspergillus tanneri
Lineage: Eukaryota; Fungi; Ascomycota; Eurotiomycetes; Eurotiales; Aspergillaceae
Gene: SIZ1
Product: SUMO ligase siz1
Exons: 5
Coding region: 1-906 (301 amino acids)
Source: RefSeq, a predicted model, not a curated record